This is a messenger RNA of Ambispora leptoticha, 191 nucleotides long. NCBI's taxonomy places the organism in Eukaryota, Fungi, Glomeromycota, Glomeromycetes, Archaeosporales, Ambisporaceae. The record is from the annotation of a GenBank genome assembly.
AAAAAGAAAAUCAUGUGACCAAGAUACUACAACAAUUAAAAGACAAAGGAUAUACUCGACCUAAGCAGAUAAAAAUUAUUGAAGCUUAUCUGUACUUAGGAAUUCUUAUCCAGAAACAGACCAACGAACGACCCCAAAUUCAUGAGCUUCUUCAAACUUCUCAAUGCUCUCGAAAGACUCAAAAUAUUUGA